GAGGUCACAGAGCCCUGUGGUGUCCCCAGGGAAGGGAACUAGGAAUCCUGACAAUGAAUUUUGACCAGAAGGCCGUAAAAUUCCUGGCAAAUUUUUACAUCAAUGGAGGCAAACACUGGACCCGUGGCCCCCUGAGGCAGAAGCUGCCUGUGCCCACCCAGCCCAAUGGUGCUGUGCUGUUCUGGAGGCCAGAGCCAGGGGCUGCCUGGGAUGAGAUGUGGCCCCCAGGGGUGCAAGAGUUCCCGGCUGGCCUCAGGAUGCAAACGGACGCCCUUCAGAAGCCCCCACUUAUGUGCACCCAGAACCUGAGGGAGCUGUUGCUGGAGCAGCGACCCCCCAUCGUGACGGACCUGGAUGUCCCUGGCCCCACCAAGUACCAGGUGCCGGAUGCCUCAGUGCGCGAGUCCUCCCCACAUCCCCACUUCAGCAUCGGCCGCAAGCACCCCUGCCGUGAGGGUGGUGGCCGCAGGGCAUGGCAGACCAUGUGGUUCCAGAGUGAAACCCCCUUCAUGCAGAAAACGGACUUUAACAGAGAACAGAAGUGGCCAUCACCUGCCAACUACCAGCCGCUCAGCCAGUCUGCCUUCCCGGCCUGCAGUUUUGGAGGCCACCGCCCCGCUUCCAAGACACCUGAGGCCCGCAUCCAGCCCGGGCUGCCACGGGUAGGGGGUGCACAUCACCGUCACCAUGCGCAGUCCCUCUUCCAGGCCUCCCUGCAGGCCCCAGGUGGUAAGAAGCGCCCUGGCCCCAACACCUACGACAUCGUUCCCGGGUGCCGACUGCAGAGCCCACGCGCACCCAUGUGCACCAUGAGCCACUCACCUGCGUUUGCCUCCUGGAUCAGCUCCUGUAAGGAGGCCUCAGAGAGGAAGGCCAGGCAGGCUCCCGGCCUGCACCCCCAGCCCAGCUGCCUACUAUGUGGAGGAUUGCUAUAACUCGCGCUUCCCCUCAGCGCCCAGAGCGGUCAUCCAGGGCGUGCGAAGACCCAAGCGUCAUGACACUGGCCCCUUCUGCACACUCUAGAGUCCACUGGGCACAGCCGGCCCACCUGGUUAUCACAUGGAAGCCUGGCUUCCCUGGGGGCCUUCCCAGGCCUCCCUCUGAAACUCAGCACCCCACAGUCUGGCUUUCUGACCCCCCUGGGCACCCUGAUCCACCAUGCUGGCCGGCAGACCCUUCUGUGAGCUGUGGAUGAGGACAGCCCAGCCUGAAGUCCCCACCUGUCCACCCCUUGCUAUACAGAGAUGCUGUUGGUUCUUCCAAAUUC
This is a messenger RNA of Equus caballus (horse), 1267 nucleotides long. Lineage: Eukaryota; Metazoa; Chordata; Mammalia; Perissodactyla; Equidae. The record is from RefSeq and is a predicted model, not a curated record.